Molecule: messenger RNA, 2309 nt
Organism: Archocentrus centrarchus (flier cichlid)
Lineage: Eukaryota; Metazoa; Chordata; Actinopteri; Cichliformes; Cichlidae
Gene: slc35d1a
Product: solute carrier family 35 member D1a
Exons: 12
Coding region: 35-1006 (323 amino acids)
Source: RefSeq, a predicted model, not a curated record
CCGACUCUCAGAGAGGAGUGAGAAGUUGUCGGGGAUGGCGGACAAACCUCCGACGCUGAUCGUGAAGCUGUUUGCCGCCGCAUUUUACGGUCUCAGCUCGUUCCUGAUCGUCGUAGUGAACAAAAGUGUCCUCACGAAUUACAGGUUCCCAUCUUCGAUAUGUGUCGGAAUAGGACAAAUGUUUGCCACGGUGGUUGUACUGUGGGUGGGCAAGGCUACAAGGGUGAUCAGCUAUCCAGACUUCGAUGAGAACAUACCUCGCAAGACAUUUCCUCUACCUCUCCUGUAUGUGGGAAAUCAAAUCACUGGUUUGUUUGGAACCAAAAGGCUAAAUCUGCCCAUGUUUACGGUCCUCAGGAGGUUCUCCAUUUUAUUCACUAUGCUGGCUGAGGGAUUUCUGCUCAAGAAGAAAUUCUCGAGACCAGUUCAGCUGACAGUCUUUACAAUGAUCCUUGGGGCGUUUAUAGCUGCAAGUGCUGACUUAUCCUUUGACCUGCAAGGCUACGUGUUCAUUCUCCUGAACGACGUGCUGACUGCAGCCAACGGAGCCUAUGUAAAACAAAAAUUAGAUGCAAAGGAGUUGGGGAAAUAUGGAUUAUUGUAUUAUAAUGCAUUAUUUAUGAUAAUUCCCACUCUGCUGUUGGCUCAUGUGACUGGAGAUAUGCAGAAGGCAGUGGAAUAUGAGGGCUGGUCAGAUGCAUUUUUCCUCUCCCAGUUCAUCCUCUCCUGUGUCAUGGGGUUUAUUCUGAUGUAUUCCACUGUACUCUGUACACAAUACAACUCAGCAUUAACAACUACAAUCGUGGGAUGUAUUAAGAAUGUCCUGGUGACCUACAUUGGGAUGGUACUCAGUGGAGACUACAUAUUCUCAUGGACUAAUUUCUUAGGUUUGAACAUAAGCAUUGCUGGCAGCCUGGUGUACUCGUACAUCACUCUCACAGAGGAGCAGUCCAGCAAAGCAAAUGAAAACAUCAAGCUGGAUCUCAAGGGCAAGGUGGUUGUAUGACCGAGACACUGGAUUUUGUUUAUUUUUAUGCUGAUGAACAAGAAACUCUAUUUUUUAGUACAACAUUAAUUUAUGCAGUAUUUUGGCAGUAAAGGCAUGGGAUUGGUAGGAACGGUGUUCCAGAAACUUCCUUAGUGUGUUUUUGUGGAAAUGGAGCCGUGCCAUUGCCAUGCCUCUCCUGUUGCUACCAUGGUGACGAAACCCUCCUGAGUGUUUGUAGGUUGAUUUUUAGAUACUUUUUUUUUUUUUUUUUUUUUUUUUUUUAAAGUGUUUGUAUUUUGAUACUGUACUUGUGAGCAUUGAGAACAAGGGAACAUGGGAUGAAAAAUAUUUAUAUAUAAACAUAUUUCUUGAUAUUUAGAACAUUUAAAGUUAAAUGUUGGGACGACUUAAGGUUUCUUGAACACAGGAGCGAACAGCUGGAUAUCAGCUGGUUUACACGUUGGUGUGUUCUAACGACUCAGUGGGAAUAUUAAAUAACUUAUUUGAAAAGGCACAAUCCUAUUUCUUGCCUUUAAUUUUUAAUGUUUACAAGGAAUGUAACUAGAUGCCUUCUGAGCACAGUGAGGUGCACUGACACUGUUGUUUCCCAUUUAAUUCUUUGUACCCAUAAAUUUCUUCUGAUUUUUUUUUUUUUUUUUUUUUUUUGCGCAAACACUGUCAUAAGCUUGUUACAGAUGCACGUAACACUGAUCCAACCUCAUCCUUCAAAACAACCAAAGCAGAUAGGCAGUGGGCCAUCAGUUCUCAUCAAGGAUUGUGGCUUUUAAUAACUUUGCCUCUUUUUUUGGGGGGGAGAUAAUUUGAAAUUACAGUUUACACUUUGCUCCCUCAGUAUUACAGAAUGUUUAUUUUGGACUCUUAAAGCUGUAACUGGUUCUCUAUGCAGAAUUAACAAACCGUGCAUACGGUUUGUUGUUUGUAUAAGAGGAUGCAUUUGUGUGUUUUUGACAAAAUGUUAUCGCACUUUUAACUGAGGUAGCAUCUGCAAAGAAGCGGAAACUAACAGCCAAACCUCCUGUUAGUCAUUAAUGUACUUUCCUGAAAUGUCUUUUUUUUUUCUUUUUUUUUUUAAGUAUUGCAAAAGGAACUUUUUUCUUUCUUUAAAUUAUCAGGUACGAGUGUUCACCUUUUUAAAAAAAAUAAUAAGUCAUCAGUUUAUAUUUAUUACGUUUGUUAGACUUACUAAUUUGUAGGUGAAGUGGCUUGUGAGUUGUUGAUGAUUACAUCUCAAACACAGUAACCAUGAACUUGUAGCUGGAACACAAUGUAUUUUUUACAUUAAAAAAAUUCUUUGACUUUA